AUGAAAGUCGCUGACAGUAAAAUCGGCGAGCACAAACUUAAUCACAAGUGGGAAAUUGAUGAUUUUGCAUCAGUCAUUAAACGACCCAGCUUUGCUACAAGCAAAAAUGGAUUUUUUCAGUCCCCAGGUUUUUCAAUCGAAGGCACAAUUAAAAACCUGUGGUAUUUAAGAUUAAGUAUCAAUGGAGAAACUUGUAACAAUGAAGAGUGGCUGUCACUGACCGUAGCGUCAAACAGCCACGUAACUGAUCCAAUCAGAGCAAGUUGUUUGUUAUUUAUUUUUAAUGAUAAAAAGAAGAGAAAAUUUACUCAAACUUUUUGUAACAGCUUUGAAAGUUCUCACAUUGACUGGUGCUGUGAGAAAUUUGUCAAAAAAAAUUUAUUACUUGCUAAUAAAGAUGAAUUCUUGCCUAAUAAUAUGCUGUCAAUAGGUAUUGAGUUGACAAUAUUUGAAUCCGCGGCAAUUAAUACUAUUGAAAUUUCACCAAAGCCACUAAAGCGUGUAAUUAUCGAUGAUUUAAAAAAACUUCUUGAUCAAAAAAUAGCCAGUGACAUUACUCUGCAAGUUGGUGAUGAACAAUUCAAAGCUCACAGGGCAAUUCUGAUGAUGCGAAGUCCAGUAUUUUGCAAAUGGCUCACCCAUCAAACGAAAGAAAACAUGGGGGAUAAAUUUGUUUUGUCAAAUAUUAGUUCUGAAAACUGUAAACUCAUGUUGGAAUUUAUUUACACGGACAAAGUUAAGGAUCUUGGGAGCAACGUUGAAAAUUUACUUGCAGUUGCAGAUGAUUAUCAGCUGAAAGGUUUAAAGGAAACUUGUGAAGAAUUACUUUGUGAUUCAAUUACGGUGGAAAACGCUGCUAGAAUAAUGGUUUUAGCACAUCGUCACAACGCUAAACAAUUAUUUGAUUACGUAAUUGAGUUUGUUGCUAUUAACAUUACACGCGUUAUGAAAACUACUUACUAUGUUAAUUUUAUAAAGUUCUAUCCUGAUAUUUCAUUGACUCUUAUUGAAAAACUUGCGAGCUUAAUUAACAUUCCUACUACUCCGCAAACUCCUGAAGUCAUUAUUCAUUUGUCGAGAAAAAAAAAGUAA
Molecule: messenger RNA, 1092 nt
Organism: Microplitis demolitor
Lineage: Eukaryota; Metazoa; Arthropoda; Insecta; Hymenoptera; Braconidae
Product: speckle-type POZ protein-like
Exons: 1
Coding region: 1-1092 (363 amino acids)
Biological process (GO): proteasome-mediated ubiquitin-dependent protein catabolic process; regulation of proteolysis
Cellular component (GO): cytoplasm
Molecular function (GO): ubiquitin protein ligase binding
Source: RefSeq, a predicted model, not a curated record